AUGAUGAUCGUGCGAUGUUGUAUUCGACUGGCUGUUUAUCCACAGUCCACGUUGUGGAGGGGUUUAGCAGCCAGCGUACAGAAUGUGAAAGUCUACUUCAAAAAUAGAGGCGAAACCUUGGAAGCAGUGGGUAAAAUAGGCCAAUCGUUGUAUGAAGUAGUCGUUAAUGCCGACUUGCCUAUUGAUGGUUAUGGGGCAUGCGAAGGUACUUUAGCUUGCUGUACAUGUCAUGUCAUUCUCGAGCCAAAGCAUUACAAAAGACUGCCUUCACCAAUCGAAGAGGAGCUCGACCUACUGGACUUGGCACCUGAAGCAACAGAUUUCUCACGUCUUGGUUGUCAAGUAAGGUUAACGGAAGAAGACCUACCGAGUAUAGAGGUCAUCGUACCAUCCGAAGUUCGUGAUGCAAGAGUCUACGAUUAG
Molecule: messenger RNA, 423 nt
Organism: Cercopithifilaria johnstoni
Lineage: Eukaryota; Metazoa; Nematoda; Chromadorea; Rhabditida; Onchocercidae
Source: the annotation of a GenBank genome assembly